Messenger RNA from Rotaria sp. Silwood2, 498 nucleotides. Lineage: Eukaryota; Metazoa; Rotifera; Eurotatoria; Philodinida; Philodinidae. The record is from the annotation of a GenBank genome assembly.
AUGGGUACAACAGCUACAAUUGAAAUUGAUACUGAUAAACAACAUGAUCAACAAGCUAUAUUUGAAGGUGCAAAAAAAAUAAAUGAAGAAUUAAAAGACAAAGACGAUGAUAAAAUUUAUCGUGAUAUGAAUAAUUAUAAAGAAUUUUAUGAAAAAAAAGAUACUGUUAAGGAAAAUGCAAGCAGUGGUCUUGUUUGCAAUAAAGGUCCAAUACGGACACCAGCUCAUCUUCAUGCAUCAGUUCGUGAUAAUAACCAACCUGAAAUUUGUACGUUUUGUGGUUUUGGCGAUAAUUGUAAAUUUUUACAUGAUCGUUGUGAUUAUAAGUAUGAAGGGCAGCAUAAACAAAAAUGGAAUGAGCAUUGUUAUGAAGCUAUUAAUAAUAAGAAAGAAAAAAAUUCUGCUAAUCGUGACCCUAGUGUUUAUACACGUCGGGUUCAAGAAUUUCAAUUAGCAAGUAGAGGUGCAACAAAUCCAAACCUUUGGGAUUCGGUGUAA